Brassica rapa (field mustard) is the source of this 3775-nucleotide messenger RNA. RefSeq lists its product as uncharacterized. NCBI's taxonomy places the organism in Eukaryota, Viridiplantae, Streptophyta, Magnoliopsida, Brassicales, Brassicaceae. The record is from RefSeq and is a predicted model, not a curated record.
GCAAACAGAAGCACCAGAUCUACUCACGUCGUGUGUGGUCUCGUUGGGUCGACUCAUAUGCUCGUACUCACUGAGUCUCCACUCGAUACACGGCCUACGCCUCCUCUGUUUGGCCCUUUUCCCUCGCCGGUCAUAGUAAAGGUCGCAAGACAAGUCCCCUCUCCGCCGAAACGCCUCGUCUCUCCACCAACUCCAAAUCUCGAACCUUUGGACGAGAAUCUUCACCGAGGGUUUAAAUCCGAGAGAUCUCUUGAUAGGAACAUUCAUAUAGUUGUUGUGGGCGUACUCAGCUUAGGGUUUGUUGAGAGCCACGAGUUCCGCUACGGUAAUAGUGGAACACAGUUUCUCAGCCUGUUCCCAGCUCUCGUCCCAUCUUGGAAUAGCGUCAAGAGUAUCUAUUCACCUCCGCCACGCCAUCUCUCCCCUCCUACGACUCACCUCUGUUUUGCAUUCCCCUUCAACUACCGCAGCUCCUCCACCGUCAGAUUCACUCCUUCAUUGCGCUCAUCAUCGCCGUAUCAACUCUUGGUCCCUAACCCCCACAAAUCUCUUGAUAUGAGUUUUCAAAGUGUUGCAAUGGAAUUGCGGUUUAGUUCAGGUCUCGAUGAGAGCCAUGGAUCCCGGUACGGUAAUAUCGGAGUUCACCUUCUCAUCUGGAUCUCAGUGCGCAGUCCCUCAUGUUUGAUCGUCAAGAGCAUCGCCUCACAUCGGCCGCGUCCCCUUGUCACUCCUAUCCCCUCCGCGAGCCGCUGGUACUCAACCGACACAUGCUUUGGUUUGAACCAAAACUAUCUAAGGAGCUUAAACGUGCUGAUUAUUAUAUACUUGAGCCAUCAAUCCUCCUCCGAAGCAUCAUGUCUGUCCAUGGUCCGCCGCGCCUCAGUGCAAAGGGUUCACCUAGCCCAAAGCCGUGAUGUCGAACUAAAAUUGCCAUUAUUCGUACAUUCAUCACAGGUCAGUAGAGUUAGCUUUAGCUCUGAAUUUGUCACUGGCACUUUUCGGGUUCAAGAUCCAGCCUAUUUGUUUGUCAGCUCCAAAUCCAGGACCUUGUUACUCUCCGUUUCUGAUGAGAUUCAUGUAGUCUCUUCGGGGAACAUCGAGGUUGGAGUAAGAGCUGUUCAUGCUCGUUCCACCUCCUUCCAAACUUGGCAGUUUGGUCUAAUCAACGUCGCGUGCGACUAUUUCAUGCUCGUGGUAGUAGCCUAUUCAGGGACACAUAUGUUGCUUCCCACGGUUCUCCAUUUAUCGAGCAAGACUCUCCUGUUAGCUUUGUUAUCCCUUGGUUUAGUGUUUGUGUUUUAUGAUGUUCUUUAAACCGUCGAGGACCCCUCCGGUUAUUAUCUUGUUACCGUUGAGCAGAGCUCCGGAUGUAAUCGCUUAAACUCGUUUUAGAUUUAAUAUAAUCGUUUGUGUGACAAAAAAAAAAAAAAAAACGAUCUCCAACAUAUCUUUAAAAUUGAAGAAUCUAUUAUAUAUUGAGGUGAAUUUGUGCUCUAGUGCUUUGGAUCAAUUAAUUUUUAGAAAGAAAAAUGAAUCAACUCUAUUGCCUUUUCCUGUUCAAAUUGACCAGUUAUACAUAUAAGACACAAAAAGUUUAAAGAUAGUGGAAAUUCACCGACAUUAUUGAAAAUAUGGGUACACACUGAUGUAUCUUUCUUGAUGUAUGAAACAAACGGGAAGAUAACAAUUAAUGAUUACUUGAUGCGAUCUUUAUAUCUUGCUUUUGACUUUAAUAUCUUAUAUCUUCGUUAAAUUGUGUACUCGAGUCAAGUAGCAGAGUCAACUCACUUCAGUAACAUCAAUGUACAAUUUUCUAUUAUAAAUAAAAAAUUGAAGACUAUGUAUGAAUUCGCUUCGAGAAGUCAUUAGGUCUAAAGCGUAAAAAUAAGAGAGCACGAAUUGAGGUGAAUAUUUGAUGUCUAAGACUUUUGUUACAUUUAUCGAUUGUGUGAUUGAAUCAAUACUAUUAAAACCAAAGGGCCUUUUUUGAGGUACCCUUUAAGUUGACAAGUAUUUACUAUUCCUUGCCACUGAGAUAUAUUUAAUAUAUGCUUUUAAUUUAAUUCAAUAUUUCCAUGGUAUCCUUUUUUUUUAAUAAACAAUAUGUUGCAUUUUUUCUCUUUUGCCGUUCAACUUCCUCUUUUUAGUCGAUAUUAUUUCUCUGUACAUAAAAAACAAUAGCUAUAAUUUCAAUUAACGUAACCAAUCAUUAACCAUUUGUUUUUUCAUUGCUUAUAGAGUAGAUGGCUGUAUGCAGGUUUUAUGUAUCAAAACUUACAGCAUCAUGGUCAAAUAACAUUUUGGAUUCAACGUUUCAAGGUUUCCAAAUUGACAAGUAAUAUAUAUUGUAGCUAAAGCCUGAUAUAAUGUAUUUUGUCAGUAUUCAUAAUUAUGAAACCGUAACGUAUAUGAUCAUAACUUAUUAAGCCCUAAUUCACAAACCCUAAACCCCAAAUAUUAAUGUUCUUAUUUUUAUUUUUUACCUCUCAUCUAUUGAAAAACCCACAAAAUUACAAUUAUGGAUAAUUAUUAACUUAAAGCCAGCGUGUUUAUAAAAAGUAUAUAUUCAAAUUUAAUACUAUGCCAAAUUCGUUUAUAACUAUUCAAAAUACUGUUCCAGUUAUUAUUAUAGUACAAUCUUUUUCAAAUCAUUAACAAACAAUAGAAACUAGAAAAUUAAAAGUCGUUACAUAAAAAACUAAUAUACUAGAGCAGAAAAGUAGGAGCCAAUCCUUAUAUUUACCAAUCUUCCACAAAUACAUUUUGUCAAAUAGAAACGAAAUAAAUCAGAAGUUUCUAACAAACAUCGAAUAUGCUGAUAUAGAAAAUCUUAAUUUCCAUAGCUUAACUAAUUUGAUACUCAAGAUAUGUAAUAUUCACAAAAUAUUCUCUAACUGUAUAGAAUGGGAAUAUGCUAAACUAUCGGCCUUGACCAAUCUAAACAUCAAAGCAAUCACGUUCUUUUCAACGAAUAAUAGCUAUAAUGUCUACCAAGCAAAAGAUACCGUACCUUGAUGAGGUUAGUCCAUAGAAAUAGACAUGGUUGAUCCAAAUCAAAGUGCUACACACCUGGAAACCAUCCAAUGCUGUUUUUUUCUGUAUGUUUUGUUUUCAUGAAAUCGUGUAAGUUAACAUGUAUGUUAUUCUUAUAAUUUCUCUGGUUUUGUUUUUCUUCUUCACGUUAUAUAAAACUAGCUAUAUAUGUAUCAAGAAAAAAAGACAAAAUGUAAAAUUUGAUCUACCUUAACGAAUCUGUUGAAGUGCUUUUAUGUUAGAUCUCCAUUUUUUUUGCAGGUAAGCCAUCAAAUCAGACGAUUUCACGAGGAUCUACUUUUGAAUGUUUCAGAUCACUUCGAUUUCUUUUGAUUCAUAACAUCAAAGCCAUCUGACAAAUCAAUAAAUUGUUUCAGAAAUAUGUAUAGCUUCAACUAUCUAUGAAGGAUGAAGAAUGAAGAUCAAAAUAUUUACCGGGGAAGAGUUUCGCCGAAGAAAAUCAAGAUUAACAAAAUAUACCUUUCCCAAUCGCCAUUUGAGAUAUUUGUUUUUUGUUUUUUAGACAGAAAUAUUGUCUGAAAUUAGAAACAAAAUUGUAUGUGCGGUUGCUUUGUUUCUAACGUUGGGUUUGGAAAACUAUGUAUUUAGAGUUCUUACGGGCUUUGCAUAAAAAUUGUUGAUUAAAAUUAUAUCUCAUUUACUAUUUUUAUUGACCAUGAAAAUCUAACACAUUAAAAUCUUACCCAUUAAAUUUAGCACAGUUACAAUUACAUAGCAAAUU